GCCGGCCAACGGGCGAAGGAGCGUGAGGAGCAAAGGAGGGGAGAGAGAGAGAGAGAGGGGUGCGGGAGCGCGCGCCGCACGCACGGACGCACGCACGCACGCCGGAGCCGGGAGCGCGCCGGGCUGUUGCUCCUCCUGCCCGCCGCUGUCGGCGCGACUCUCUGAGGCGAAAAAAGGGGCUCCGCGGCGGCGGGACCGGCCCGCCAUGGAGUGACCCCCCCCCCUGCCUCCCUCCCUGCCCGCCUUCUUGCCUCCCUUCCUCGGCGCGGGGCGCAGAAGGCGCUGAGCCCGCUCGGCUGCCCUGGCCGCCGCCGCCGCGCCCCCUCUGCGUGCCCGGCCGCCGGCGUGAGGGGGAGCGAGCGAUGGCGGCGCGGGGCGCCUGGCGGCGGCUGCUGCUGCUCAGCUCGCUCUGGGUCGCGCUGCUCGGCGGGCAGCGCCCCGACUCGGCCGCCCGGAGCGCCGCCGCUGCCGCCGCCGCGCCGCCUCAGCAGCAGCCCGCAGAACCCACGGUGAGAACCUUUACUCCGUUUUAUUUCCUAGUAGAACCAGUGGACACUCUGUCAGUUAGAGCUUCUUCUGUUAUACUGAACUGUUCAGCAUAUUGUGAAUCACCUCCAAAAAUUGAAUGGAGAAAGGAUGGGACUUUCUUGAACUUGGUAUCCGACGACCGCCGGCAGUUAUUACCAGAUGGAUCUUUGUUAAUCAACAGCGUUGUCCAUUCCAAGCACAAUAAACCUGAUGAAGGUCAUUACCAGUGUGUGGCAACGGUGGAGAAUCUUGGCACCAUUGUAAGCAGGACAGCUAAGCUUACAGUUGCAGGGCUUCCAAGAUUCAUUACCCAGCCAGAGUCUGCCUCUGUCCAUAGAGGAAACCCCAUAGUUCUUAACUGUGAAGUUAAUGCUGAUCUAGCACCAUUUGUCAGGUGGGAGUUGGACCAUCAGCCCCUCUUUCUGGAUGAUCGUGUACUCAGAUUGCCAAGUGGAACUUUAAUUGUCAGCAAUGCUACAGAUGAGGACGCCGGAACAUACUGUUGUGUUAUUGAAAUUGGUGGAUCUCCCAAAUACAGUGACGAAGCAGAGAUUAAAGUUCUUCCAGAAUCUGACAUUUCUUCAGACCUGCUCUUCCUGAAACAGCCCCUUUCCCUCACCAAGGUGACUGGGCAGAGCGCAGUUUUACCGUGUGUUGCUGCAGGCAUUCCUGUUCCUCUGAUCCGAUGGACAAGAAACGCAGAAGAGCUUGUUACCGAAAAUUCUCACAAAUUUCUGUUCCUGUCUGGGGGAACUCUGAAGAUAAAUGUUAUCAGCGAAGAUGAUUCAGGAACAUAUACUUGCAUCGCGGAUAAUGGGAAUGAAACUAUUGAAGCUCCAGCUGAUCUCACUGUGCAGGUGCCUCCCACGUUUCUGAAGCAGCCCACUAAUAUUUAUGCACAUGAAUCCAUGGAUAUUGUGUUUGAAUGUGAUGUGAGUGGAAAGCCAACUCCCGUGGUCAAAUGGGUAAAGAAUGGAGAUGUGGUUAUCCCUAGUGACUACUUUAAAAUUGUAAAUGAGCACAACCUACAGGUUUUGGGUUUGGUGAAAUCAGAUGAAGGUUUUUAUCAGUGUAUUGCAGAAAAUGAUGUGGGAAAUAUACAGUCUGGAGCCCAGCUGAUAAUACUGGAUCAUGAUGUUGCCAUCCCAACAUUACCUCCCACUUCACUGACCAGUGCCACUACUGACCAUCUAGCACCAGCUACAACUGGACCUUUGCCUUCUGCCCCUCGAGACGUUGUGGCGUCCCUUGUGUCUACUCGUUUCAUCAAGCUAACAUGGAGGACUCCUGCAUCUGACCCACAGGGAGACAAUCUUACCUACUCAGUGUUCUACACCAAGGAAAUGAGUAACAGGGAGCGUGUUGAAAACACCAGUCAUCCCGGAGAAAUGCAAGUGACAGUCCAAAACCUGAUGCCUGAAACAGUAUAUAUUUUCAGAGUGGUUGCACAAAACAAACAUGGACCUGGGGAGAGCUCAGUACCGUUGAAAGUAGCCACCCAACCUGAGGUUCAGCUUCCAGGUCCAGCCCCCAACAUUCGUGCGUACGCUACCUCUCCCACAUCAAUCACUGUUACUUGGGGUACACCCUUAUCUGGCAAUGGUGAGAUUCAGAACUACAAACUGUAUUACAUGGAGAAAGGGACAGAGAAUGAACAGGACAUUGAUGUUGGAGGUCUUUCCUAUACAAUAAUUGGUUUGAAAAAAUACACAGAAUAUAGUUUCAGAGUUGUGGCCUACAAUAAGCAUGGUCCAGGAGUCUCUACUCAAGAUGUUGUCAUUCGAACCCUGUCAGAUGUUCCCAGUGCUGCGCCCCAGAAUCUAACACUAGAAGUGCAAAACUCCAAGAGCAUUAUGAUGCAUUGGCAGCCGCCUCCCACAGGAACACACAAUGGGCAAAUUACUGGCUAUAAGAUUCGCUACCGAAAAGUGAUACGCAAAAGUGAUGUCACCGAAAUUAUUGUGGGGACACAACUUUCACAGCUCAUUGAAGGUUUGGAACGAGGUACCGAGUACAGCUUCCGAGUGGCUGCCUUAACAGUUAAUGGCACAGGAAUAGCUACGGAUUGGAUAUCAGCAGAAACAUUUGAAAGCGACCUCGAUGAAACUCGUGUUCCAGAAGUGCCAAGUUCCUUGCACGUACGUCCACUUGUAACCAGUAUUGUUGUCAGCUGGACCCCACCAGAAAACCAAAACAUUGUGGUCAGAGGCUAUGCUAUAGGGUAUGGCGUAGGCAGUCCCCACGCUCAGACCAUCAAGGUGGAUUAUAAGCAACGAUACUACACUAUUGAAAAUUUGGAUCCCAGUUCCCAUUAUGUGAUAACUUUGAAAGCAUAUAACAACGUUGGUGAAGGAAUUCCUCUUUAUGAAAGUGCAGUGACUAGAGCCUAUACAGACACUUCUGAAGUUGAUUUAUUUGUUGUUAAUGCUCCAUACACUCCAGUGCCAGACCCCUCCCCCAUGAUGCCACCCGUGGGAGUUCAGGCUUCCAUCUUGAGCCACGACACCGUUCGUAUUACCUGGGCAGACAAUUCUCUGCCAAAGAACCAGAAGGUUUCAGAUGCCCGUUACUAUACAGUCCGCUGGAAAACCAACAUCCCUGCAAACACAAAGUACAAGACAGCAAAUACGACAACCUUAAGCUUCUUGGUCACCGGCUUAAAACCAAACACUUUAUACGAGUUCUCUGUCAUGGUGACAAAAGGCCGAAGAGCAAGCACAUGGAGCAUGACAGCCCAUGGCACUACUUUUGAGCAAGUUCCAACUUCUCCACCCAAAGAUGUAACGGUGGUAAGCAAAGAAGGAAAGCCCAGGACUAUAAUUGUCAACUGGCAGCCUCCAUCUGAAGCCAAUGGCAAAAUUACAGGCUAUAUAAUUUACUAUAACACCGAUGCCAAUGCUGAAAUACACGAUUGGGUCAUUGAACCCGUCGUAGGCAAUAGACUGACCCACCAGAUUCAAGAGCUGACCCUUGACACAGCGUAUUAUUUCAAGAUCCAAGCCCGGAACUCCAAAGGCAUGGGCCCUAUGUCAGAGGCCGUUCAGUUCAGGACACCUAAAGCUGAAUCAUCAGAUAAAAUGUCUAAUGAUCAAGCAUUGGGAUCUGCAGGAAAAGGAAAUCGGCCAGUGGAUGUUGGAACAGAUUAUAAAACACCCAUCAGUGGAAGCAACAGCCCUCAUGGCAGCCCCUCCCCCCUAGAAUACAAUAUGCUUCUGAUAAUAAUUGUGUCUGUGGGAGUGAUCACCAUUGUGGUUGUAGUGAUUGUUGCUGUAUUUUGCACACGACGGACCACCUCUCACCAAAAAAAAAAACGAGCCGCUUGUAAAUCUGUGAAUGGGUCUCAUAAAUACAAAGGCAAUUCCAAGGACGUCAAGCCACCGGAUCUUUGGAUCCAUCACGAGAGGCUGGAGCUGAAGCCUAUUGAUAAAUCUCCAGAUCCUAAUCCUAUCAUGACCGAUACGCCAAUCCCUCGUAAUUCCCAAGACAUCACACCCGUUGACAACUCUAUGGACAGCAACAUUCACCAGAGACGAAACUCAUACAGAGGGCAUGAGUCAGAGGAUAGCAUGUCCACCCUGGCAGGAAGAAGAGGGAUGCGGCCAAAGAUGAUGAUGCCCUUUGAUUCUCAACCUCCUCAACCUGUGGUUAGUGCUCAUCCCAUCCAUUCUCUUGAUAACCCUCACCAUCAUUUCCACUCCGGCAGCCUGGCCUCUCCAACCUGCAACUAUCUCCAUCAUCAGGCAAACCUAUGGCCAGUUGGCACAUCUGUGUCCCAUUCAGACAGGGCUAAUUCCACAGAAACGAUUCGAAAUACGCCCAGCACAGACACCAUGCCAGCUUCUUCGUCUCAGACAUGUUGUGCCGAACACCAAGAGCCAGAGAGUGCGUCGGCAUCCUACCUUCCCAGUACCCAGGAAGAGGAAACGGGCCAGAAUCUCCCCACUGCCCACGUCCGUCCCUCUCAUCCUCUGAAGAGCUUCGCUGUGCCAGCCGUCCCGCCCUCUGGCAGCGCUUACGACCCUGCCUUGCCAAGCACCCCUUUACUAUCCCAGCAAGCUUCUAGCCAUCCAGUUCAUUCAGUGAAGACAGCAUCCAUUGGAACUCUAGGCAGGACUCGGCCUCCCAUGCCAGUUGUAGUCCCGAGUGCCCCUGAAGUGCAGGAAACCACAAGGAUGCUUGAAGACACAGAAAGUAAUUACGAACCGGAUGAACUCACCAAAGAGAUGGCCCACCUGGAAGGACUAAUGAAGGACCUUAACGCCAUCACCACAGCGUGAUCACCUUCCCCAAGGAAUGACUCCAAAUCACAGGUCUUGGGACUUCGCCUUGGAGCACAAGGAAAUGUAUAAAGACUAGGGGACAGCACAAAAGGAGACCUGCCACCAGCCGCAGCAGCAGCAUCAGGGCCUCUUUCCAGUUAGCCAAGUGACUCUUCUUGUUCAUGGGGCUGAAACGGACCUCUUUGAAUGUUGGGAUUUCCGCUUCCUGUUGAAACGAUGAUGCUGAUGCGAAGAAGGGAUGGGGCGACGUCUCAGGCUGAUGGAAUCCAGCAUCCAGACGAAGUUAGCCUCCAUCGGAGACCGCAUUUGUCUCGGAGCUGUGACCUUCCCUGAUUUUUCAGUGUUGGACAUUCACAGUUAUGUAAAAUUUUAUUUGUGUGUUUUUAUUUUAUUGUAUCUUUUUUUUUUAAUUAAAAAGUGUAAUCUGACAAAAAAAAAGAAA
Messenger RNA from Crotalus tigris (Tiger rattlesnake), 5250 nucleotides. It is a transcript of the gene NEO1, whose product is annotated as neogenin 1. NCBI's taxonomy places the organism in Eukaryota, Metazoa, Chordata, Lepidosauria, Squamata, Viperidae. Gene Ontology annotation, cellular component: membrane. Gene Ontology annotation, molecular function: protein binding. Gene Ontology annotation, biological process: cell-cell adhesion. The record is from RefSeq and is a predicted model, not a curated record. The coding region runs from base 363 to 4805 and encodes 1480 amino acids. The transcript is spliced from 29 exons.